Molecule: messenger RNA, 1581 nt
Organism: Funneliformis mosseae
Lineage: Eukaryota; Fungi; Glomeromycota; Glomeromycetes; Glomerales; Glomeraceae
Source: the annotation of a GenBank genome assembly
AUGCAAGGAGUUGUUGAAAUAAAACAGGAUGACUUUGGUGGAUUUGGAAAUGUCCAUCUCGUAAGGAAAAUUGAUGAUGGACAAUUAUUUGCGGCGAAAGUUUCUAAAGCUUCAUUGCAAAUGGAAUACCAUGCAAUGAAAAGAAUUGAAAGAUUUGUCGUGAAAGCACGUGAAGCAUUUCACGAUAAUCAAUACUUGAUAAUGGAUUGGUAUGUCGGUCAGGCACAAUUCAUUAUCGACAUGGAUCCAGAAAAAAGCCAAGCUGAUGGUGAAAUUCUGAGAAAUAUCAUAAGAAGUCUGGUGCCUAAUCUGAAAUUAAUCCGUGAAAGAGGAUGGCUUCAUAGAUAUAUUAAGCCAGACAACAUACUUGUGGCAAAUGAAAGACCUCUUACAUUAAAUGCAGGAAAAGGUGGACGAAGAUGGCAAAUAAUGAGAGAAAUUAUCUCAGAUAUAGCAUUGCAAUUACACCUCCCCUAUCAACAAGGAAAUGAUGUUAAGACUUGGGGAUAUUUGAUAUCUUCAAACGAUGUUAUUACUUUAGAUAAAAAGUUUCAUAUAUUUGGUAAUCACGAGGCGUUAGAUGGAAAUUACAUUAAUUUCGAAGGAUGUGGAGAGAUAUUCUUCGCAGGAAUAACCUAUGACGAAAUAGACGGGGUCAAACUCGAAAGUUUUAUGUCAAAAUGGAAUUCUAAGGAAAAAAAAGAAAUGGGAAAAGAUGGGAUACAAUUUAAGUUGAAUCAUGAAGUUCGUUUUGCAGCAUUGAUUUCAACAAUAAUACCAUCGUUACAUGCAUUUGAUCUAGAUGAAUUUCGUACCGCAAAUUUAUCACAGUGUGGUUGUGAUAAAGUAACGAAUUAUAAUGAAAAUAAUCAAGGUUGUUCGUCUGGAAGUUUAAGUGUAGUAAAACGUAAUUGUUUUCUACACAAAUAUGAGUUCGUAAAAAGGCUGGGAGGUGGUAGUUUUGGAAAUGUCCAUCUCGUAAGAAAUAUUUAUGAUGGACAACUUUUUGCGGCGAAAAUUUCUAAAUCUUCAUUGCAAAUGGAGUAUCAUGCAAUGAAAGAAUUACAAAACUUGGCCUACGUCGUGAAAGCACAUGAAAGAUUUCACGAUGAUCAAUCAGAGAAUGAUUAUUUGAUAAUGGAUUGGGUCAGGCACAAUUCAUUAUCAACAUGGACGAAGCAAGACUAUGUUGAUGGUGAUACUAUGAGAAAUUUUGGAUUAAGUUGCAAAUUAAGCUCGAAUCCAAGAGAUGCGAAAGGGACACUAUUGUUAUGUGCUCCUGAGGUAUUGCAGAAGAACCUCCAAAAUGAGUCUUCCGAUUGGUGGUCACUAGGACACCUGAUAUAUUAUUGCUAUAAGGGAGGUUUUUUAUUGCAGCCUGUGAAGAUAGGUGUUAAAGAUUUAUUGGCAGAAAUUGAUUACCGGUUGCAGUUAAUUAAGGAUGGGAAGGAACCUGUGAUUAAUAGGAUGGUAGAAAGAGGACUCACAGAUGUUGUAAAAUUCAUACAGGCGUGCUUUAAAUUGGAUAUGAACGAACGAACUUACAACAAUAUCAUUGUGGAGAAAGAUGAUGAUGUUUAG